This is a messenger RNA of Oncorhynchus keta (chum salmon), 832 nucleotides long. Its product is annotated as proline-rich protein 2-like. The annotation marks the transcript as partial. Lineage: Eukaryota; Metazoa; Chordata; Actinopteri; Salmoniformes; Salmonidae. The record is from RefSeq and is a predicted model, not a curated record. The transcript has a single exon.
UUGCUCCGUUUUUCAAGUGCCAGUCCCCACCGAGGAGCCAGUCCCCAACCGAGGGCCAGUCCCCAACCGAGGCCAGUCCCCCACCGAGGGCCAGUCCCCCACCGAGGGCCAGUCCCCACCGAGGGCCAGUCCCCCACCGAGGAGCCAGUCCCCAACCGAGUGCCAGUCCCCCACCGAGUGCCAGUCCCCCACCGAGGGCCAGUCCCCACCGAGGGCCAGUCCCCCACCGAGGCCAGUCCCCCACCGGACCGAGGCCAGUCCCCCACCGAGGGCCAGUCCCCACCGAGACCGAGGGCCAGUCCCCCACCGAGGGCCAGUCCCCCACCGAGGCCAGUCCCCCACCGAGGCCAGUCCCCACCGAGGCCAGUCCCCACCGAGGGCCAGUCCCCCACCGAGACCGAGGGCCAGUCCCCACCGAGGGCCAGUCCCCCACCGAGGGCCAGUCCCCCACCGAGGGCCAGUCCCCCACCGAGGGCCAGUCCCCCACCGAGGGCCAGUCCCCCACCGAGGCCAGUCCCCCACCGAGACCGAGGGCCAGUCCCCACCGAGGGCCAGUCCCCCACCGAGGGCCAGUCCCCACCGAGGGCCCAGUCCCCAACCGAGGGCCAGUCCCCCACCGAGGGCCAGUCCCCACCGAGACCGAGGAGCCAGUCCCCCACCGAGGGCCAGUCCCCACGAGACCGAGGGCCAGUCCGAGACCGAGGGCCAGUCCCCCACCAAGGGCCAGUCCCCCACCGAGGGCCAGUCCCCCACCGAGGGCCAGUCCCCACCGAGGGCCAGUCCCCCACCGAGACCGAGGGCCAGUCCCCCACCGAGGGACACUCAAAAAUGA